GCUCGGUCUUCAGCAUCUUCGGCGGUCUUCGAGUGUAGUUGCAUAUUUAUUAUCAUUUGUAUGUCAAAUUUACGUGAAAUAUGAGUGGUGAAGAGAGACUGGUGACUGAGGUACCGAGUAGUUUGAAACAACUAGCACGUCUUGUUGUGCGUGGAUUUUAUACGAUAGAGGAUGCUUUAAUUGUGGAUAUGCUGGUUAGGAAUCCAUGUAUGAAAGAAGAUGACAUUUGUGAACUGCUGAAGUUUGAACGCAAAAUGUUGAGAGCCAGGAUAUCAACGUUACGAAACGAUAAGUUUAUUCAAGUUAGGUUGAAGAUGGAAACAGGAUCGGAUGGCAAAGCACAGAAAGUUAAUUACUACUUCAUUAAUUACAAAACCUUUGUAAAUGUUGUUAAGUACAAACUCGACUUGAUGAGGAAAAGAAUGGAAACUGAAGAGAGAGAUGCAACCAGUAGGGCUAGCUUUAAGUGUCCAAGUUGUUUAAAAACAUUUACAGAUCUUGAAGCGGAUCAACUUUUUGACAUGAGAAGUAAUGAAUUUAAGUGUACAUAUUGCCAGGAAAUAGUAGACGAAGAUCAAUCUGCUCUUCCAAAAAAAGAUUCCAGAUUAUUAUUAGCAAAAUUCAAUGAACAAUUGGAACCAUUGUAUAUACUAUUGAGGGAAGUAGAAGGAAUCAAAUUGGCACCUGAGAUAUUAGAACCAGAGCCUGUUGACAUCAAUAUUAUUCGAGGUAUCGACACGAGAAAACCAAGUAGUCUUAGGACACCUAAUGAACAAUGGUCAGGUGAAGCUACCAGAGGCUCAGGUUUUAUGGUAGAAGAGACUAGAGUGGAUGUUACUAUCGGAGACGAAUCUCCAGACGAUAAUGCGGCAAAUCACAGAAAAGAGAGACCUAUAUGGAUGACAGAAAGCACAAUUAUCAAUUCUGAUGGUUCACAGGCUGAUGGUGUAAAUACACAAGAAAGUAUCUUGGACAAAGCUGCAGCUACUGCCACAAACGCAACUACGACGAAUAAUAAGCAGGGUGAAGAUAUCAUGUCGGUGUUAUUGGCUCAUGAGAAGAAGGGCGGUAUUAAUUCCGCGGCAUCUAUUAAAGCAGCGCUUCCACAAGAAUCCAGCGAUAGUAGCGAUAAUGAGGAAGAUGCGGAAAUGCAAACUGUUGAUACUGGUGAAGUGGAGAUGAUGGAUUCCGAGGACGAUGAGCUCGUACCAACCGUUAGUGUCGGCGGUAAAACUGUCGCGAUCACCGAUGUUAACGAUACCCUAAUCGCAGAAAUGACUCCAAUAGAGAAGGAAGCUUACAUUCAGACGUAUCAGGAAUAUUAUUCACAUAUGUACGAUUAGACGAAGAACAACGAGCAUCUUCAAUGCUCUAUAUAAGACUGAUAUUGAUUUGAUAUCUUUCUCGUUGUUCCCUGUAAUAUUUUUUAUAUAGUCAUAAAAUGUAUAAUUUUGGAGUACAUAGUAUCUUUUCAUGAUGGCGUUAACAACUCUGUUGAAUCAGUUUGUGAUUCUUUAUAUUGAUAAAUAUAGUAGAUGUAUAUAUGCUAUAUUUUUCGCAUCUGAAGAAUUAAUUGGUUUAAAAGAAAGAAGAUAAAAAGAUGCAUUUUUACAAUUAUAUAUUUUCUAAUAUAAUCGCAACUGAACAAUACUGUUACAACAGAUUUUUUAGUAAUAAAUAAACAGAGUGGGGAGAAGGAAUACUCUGUAAAACAUAAGAAAAUAAUUAAGAUGAAUAAUACCAUGUCACUUCUGGUAAAACGGGAAAUUUUCAAACUGAAUCAAACAUGAAUAAUUCAAUAAGCUUA
Molecule: messenger RNA, 1807 nt
Organism: Nylanderia fulva
Lineage: Eukaryota; Metazoa; Arthropoda; Insecta; Hymenoptera; Formicidae
Gene: TfIIEalpha
Product: transcription factor IIEalpha
Biological process (GO): transcription initiation at RNA polymerase II promoter
Cellular component (GO): transcription factor TFIIE complex
Source: RefSeq, a predicted model, not a curated record